This is a messenger RNA of Suillus clintonianus, 2040 nucleotides long. RefSeq lists its product as uncharacterized. Lineage: Eukaryota; Fungi; Basidiomycota; Agaricomycetes; Boletales; Suillaceae. The record is from RefSeq and is a predicted model, not a curated record. The transcript is spliced from 4 exons. The coding region runs from base 232 to 1782 and encodes 516 amino acids.
UGAUCAUCUAAGCCCUCGAACAAUGAUUAUCGGAGGAUGAGACCCGUCAAAUUUUGCAUCACUCCAAGUCCUCGUUGGACCAUCCGGAUAGCAACCCUUCCUGUCCCCUGCGCUGCGCUAAUUGGCUGGAAAUAUGCAUACUCAUUGACAUCAACCUCCUGAUAUUUUCAAACUCAGCUACUUACUUGUACUCGCUACUCGCUACUUGCUCGCUACACUAUCGAAGAUCUGAUGCAUCAGGCUUUAUGUGUCUCGGAAAUCCUCCUGGAGAUAUCCAGUCAUCUGACUGAUCAUGAAGUCUUUCACCAAUUCUUAAGCUCAAGCUGGACUUUUAAAUCACCAAUGCGGAAAUCUCUUACAGCGCUCGCCAGCACAUGCAAAACCUUCCACGGGCCUGCGAUGGAUUCGCUCUGGUCUAAUAUCUUGGGGUUAGAACCGCUAUUUAGCUGUGUGACGAGGCUGCAUCCAAUAUUAACAUACGAUCCUAGUAACGAGACCAAUUACUCCCGGUCCGCUUCCUGGUCUCGGGGCGUUGACCCAUUAACCGAGCAUGAGAUCCAUCAAUUCUCGCGUCAUUCUACGCGUGCGCGCAACAUCUACAUGCCAACCCUGACUGGCAUUCAUUUUCACCUUCUUACGGCCUUCCCCGUCGAGACAUGUAUGUUCCCGCAACUGCUGUCGUUACGCUGGGGUGAAGGCAUGAAUACCGCACCCUUGCACAUUUUCCUGUCCCCUACGCUGCGCCAUUUGGUUACAUUGGACCUUCAUUCAGAUUUGAAAUAUAUUGGGACGCGUUGUGCUGCCCUGGAGGUGUUAACGGCGUAUACCUACCAGGAUGCCAGAAGCCCAGUCCAACUGUCUGAAAUAGUCCGUUCAUGCAAGCGGCUCAAACAUCUGGAUUGUCAUCUGCUCGAUUCCGCAGGAUGGAUGCACCUCUCCACCGUCCCUACGCUUCUAACGGUGCAGUUUACCGCAUUGUACACUAUCCAUGGCGUGUUGGGGUGGGACAAGCUUGAUAUUGCACCUUUCCUCAACCUCACUACUCUUUAUUUCCAUGGAGGAGACAUGGAAGACAUCCUCGCGAUCAUACAUUAUUCCGAAUUUCCCUCGCUAAAAACGUUCAAAAUGGAGAUCAACGUUUUACCUUGGGCGCAGGCUGAGCAGCUUUUUUGUGCACUAUCACAGUGCAAAGCAAGCCGGACCCUUGAAGAUAUCGACAUUACUACCUAUGGUCGAGUGCAGGAGGACGCAGACAACUCUUGGACGGCAGUUAGACAGUUGGUUUGCUUUACGCAACUGCGAAGGCUAAAUUUAUAUGCUCAUUGCCCCAUCUACCUUGACAAUGACCUUUUUUUUGAGGCAAUGUCAAAUUGGCCGCACAUCCACACCCUUUUUUUAUUGUGGCAGCAUCCUUCUCCAUCUACUACCCUUUCAUUGGGGCAGUAUCCUUCUCCACCUACUACCCUUACAUUCCGCGGGUUAUCCGCAGCGCUCCGUCAAUGUCCCCACUUGGAAGACUUAUCGGUAUAUAUCGACCCUCAGAAUGUCGAUUUCGAUCCUGAAGGCGAGUCAUUUCAACACACGUGCCUGAAAAGUUUGAGUCUGGACUCGUCCGCGGAACUAUCAUCGGAUGAGGAAGCUGUCGCUCGCAUCAUUUUCUCCAUGUUCCCUUGCGUCGAACGAGUUUUCACUGGAGACAGCUAUCCGUGGUUCUGGGGCGAGGUCAACACGUGUCUCGAAUCUCUUAGAAAAGGGGCCUGCCUUAGCGCUUGGCCUGCGUAAUGCAGGAGCAGCCCCACAUGUCUGAGUUCAAGGUAUACUCGCGUUCAAGAAUUGUCAGUUGCCAUUUCCUCCGCAAUGUUAAUCCCUUCCGUCAAUCGAGUUGUGUUGCUAAUCACUGGGCACUUCGCUUGCGUCUGGGACGAGGUCAAUAGGCAUCUGCAGUCUUUUUAGAUCAAUGACCUGAGUUCGAGAUAUACUCAUGCUGGGGCAAUUGUCUAUAUUGCAUUUGAUAUCAUGCCUUAGUACCCUGCUGUCGUC